Messenger RNA from Penicillium olsonii, 1149 nucleotides. NCBI's taxonomy places the organism in Eukaryota, Fungi, Ascomycota, Eurotiomycetes, Eurotiales, Aspergillaceae. The record is from the annotation of a GenBank genome assembly.
AUGCAGAGAAUCAACUCUCAUCUCCAUGAAAAGAAGACUGUCCCAUAUGUGCUCAACCUGGACCCUGCGGUGCACUCAGUGCCCUUCGACAGCAACAUCGACAUCCGUGAUUCGAUCAACUACAAGGAAGUGAUGAAGCAGUACAACCUGGGUCCUAACGGAGGAAUCUUGACUUCAUUGAAUCUGUUCGCCACCAAGGUCGACCAAAUCAUCUCUCUCCUGGAGAAGCGUACAGCCCCGAACCCCGAAAAUCCCGCCGCAAAGCCAAUCGAACAUAUUUUGGUGGAUACGCCUGGUCAGAUCGAAGUUUUUGUCUGGAGUGCGUCCGGUAGCAUUCUUCUUGAGACGCUUGCAUCAUCCUUCCCCACGGUUAUUGCCUACGUUAUCGAUACACCCCGCGCGAGCUCCACCAGCACGUUUAUGAGUAACAUGCUCUACGCUUGCAGUAUCUUGUAUAAAACUAAACUUCCCAUGAUCUUGGUCUUCAACAAAACCGAUGUCAAGGAUGCUGAGUUUGCCAAGGAAUGGAUGACUGAUUUCGAUGCAUUCCAGCAGGCUUUGCGGCAGGAGGAAGAGUCCGGUGCAUUUGGAACUGAAGGCGGCGCCGGUGGCUUUGGCUCCGGUAGUGGAUAUAUGGGUUCUCUCUUGAACAGUAUGAGUUUGAUGCUGGAAGAGUUCUACCGUCACUUGAGCAUUGUCGGCGUCAGCUCGAUGACCGGCGACGGCGUUGAUGAAUUCUUCGAGGCUGUUGAGACCAAACGUCAAGAGUUCGAGCGCGACUACAAACCCGAAUUGGAGCGCAAGAAGAAGGAGCGGGAGGAGCAGAAGGAAUCCCAGCGCGAGCUUGAGCUUGGAAAGCUCAUGAAGGACAUGAGUGUCUCGGGGUCAAGCAGACAACCCCCCAAGCAAACUCGCGCGGAGCCCGAGACUGUCAGUGAAGCUGAAGAUGAAGAAGAUGAAAUCAUCAAGCGCGGUCUGGCAGAUGGCGAGGACGACAGCGACUACGAGGACUAUGUGGGUCCUGAUGCUGGCAACGAUGAGGGCCUCGCCCAGCGUUACAAAGAGGCACUUUCAGGCGGUCAGAGUGCUCCGUCAGACUCAGACAACAGCUUCACCAGAUACCUUCGUGCAAGCAAUAUGCAACAGUGA